Messenger RNA from Notolabrus celidotus (New Zealand spotty), 2037 nucleotides. RefSeq names its product protein c-ets-1-B-like. NCBI's taxonomy places the organism in Eukaryota, Metazoa, Chordata, Actinopteri, Labriformes, Labridae. Gene Ontology annotation, biological process: regulation of transcription by RNA polymerase II; cell differentiation. Gene Ontology annotation, molecular function: sequence-specific DNA binding; DNA-binding transcription factor activity, RNA polymerase II-specific. The record is from RefSeq and is a predicted model, not a curated record. Gene Ontology annotation, cellular component: nucleus.
UUCAGUCACCACCUUGUCUUAUCUAUACUCAGGGCUGGUGAUGGAGUACAACCUUUACUAAGCAGUCAACUUCAGGCUUGCUGGGCUAAUGUGAGCAGCCGUUUGAUCCCUCUAGUCACUAUACCGAGAAUCUGGCAGGGCCAGUAAGUCACUAGACAGCAUCUUGCACAUUGGCAUACAACAACCUCAGGCAGUGUCUGGAUGUUCUUACUAGCUCAGAAUCCCGAAACAAACCCCUGAGCUGGCAAGAAAUCCAGAUACUGCCUGUAGCGGCUAAGCCUAAAACUUAAAGCCACUGAGGGGCUGUCAAGACGGGCUAAACAUAAUUGACGCGCUCGCCGUUCGUUGUGUCUUGUGAAAAGAAGUAUCCGACGUUUUCUGGUUGCACUUACGGAUGAUUUAUUGUUCACCGUCUUUUCUCCAAUGUGUUACAUACAAGAAUCCAACAUAAGUGUCCAUCAAAAUCCAUAAAUCACGUUUACUCCACGCACACUGCCUUUGCACGUCUUUAUCUCACUGCUGGGUCCAGGGGUUUGAUUCUGUGCUGUGUGUACUGGAUCGGCCUUAUGGGUGAUGACAACAUGUGAUGUGUAUUCAGUUAAAUAUGAAUUGCUUGGUACAAAAGAGAGGAAAACUCAAGAGAAGGCGGGUUUACUGAAAGAACCCAAAUAACUAUCUGCAGUGGUCUCACCUGGGAAGGUACAGUGUGUCAUAUUUAAAGUUUGCUCCACCUGAUCCCCAAACCCUUGACACACCAGGAUGGACUGCAGCACAUACGAGAUGGACCCCCUGGAGGUCCCUCCUCUCACCCCAACCAGUAAGGAGGUCCUCAGCCAGGCGCUGAAGGCCAGCUUCUCUGGAUUUUCUCAGGAGAGGAUCAACCAUCACUUCCCUCACGACCCCACCCUGUGGUCGGAGUGGGAGGUGAACUACUGGUUGGACUGGUGUCAGGCCGAGUUCGGUCUCACCUGUCUGGGUUCAGACCUGAGAGGCCUGCAGGGGGCGGAGCUCUGCGCUCUGGACAGAGACGCUUUCCUGAGCCUGAUAUCUGACUGCACGGCCGGAGAGAUCCUGUGGGAGCAUCUGGAGGACAUGAGGAGAGAGAAUGAGUACGACUGCAGCUCUUCACUCUCCUCGUGCACGAUAUCAACUUACUGCCAGCUGCAAACCAACAAAGAAAGCUUCUCAGACUUUGUUCAGGGCCAUGCAGACAAACACAGUUAUCACUCUCAGUACCUUCACGCUGAGAGGACAGACCUGCACACUCUGGACUCUGUGAGCGGACACCCUCAGGAUUAUUAUCUGAUAAAGACUGAAGAUCCAAACAGGAGCAUGAACACGGCUCUACUGCAGGACACAGGAGGGAGUGCAGAGACGGACUCAGAGGUGGAGAUUUCUCACAGCGAUGACUCAGACAUUGUGGGCUCUCUGUCGUGGACCGCUCCGCUCCAGGAAGUAGAUCCAGUGACAGAUGAGACUGUCUCUGAAGACAUCUUCAUUUUACCACAGACUCACCGCAGCUUCAAAGAAUACGUUGGGAACCAAAAGGAUCUGGGCCGAGCUGUGAUACCUGCAGCGAUCCUGGCCGGGUACACAGGCAGUGGUCCAAUCCAGCUGUGGCAGUUCCUCCUGGAGCUCCUCACAGAUCGAAGCUGUCAGUCCUGUAUCAGCUGGACAGGAGACGGUUGGGAGUUCAAGCUAACAGACCCUGAUGAGGUGGCACUGCUCUGGGGUCGCAGGAAGAACAAGCCCAAGAUGAACUACGAGAAGCUGAGUCGAGGUCUGCGAUAUUACUACGAUAAAAACAUCAUCCGAAAAACAGCCGGGAAGCGCUACGUCUACCGCUUCGUCUGCAACUUGCAAGGCCUGCUGGGAUACGAGCGGGAGCUGCACGCCAUGUUGGACACAAAUAACAAGAGUCAGUGACGGAGAGACAUUUUUAUACGGAGCCUUGAACUUUUUCUGAGUGAAGUUUUAUGAAGACUGUUUGAGGUGUGUGUGUGUGUGUGUGUGUGUGUGUGUGUGUGUGUGUGUGUG